UAGAAUUGAAAUAGGAAGGCCUUCCACACUUAAAAUGGACACCUCCCGAUGGCAUAGAAGUCUGAACCCGAACCCCCGGAUUCUGAUCUCACAGACAGACACAAGUGCAGAGCAGAGUGAGGAGGUUCAGACGCUUUUAAAUGUGGACUCUGGAUUGUAAUACCAAUAAAUUUUUCUGAAUCUCUUGUGAAGUUCUUCACAAGAAGUUACAACCCAAUCACUAAUCAACCCUCCUUCCACUUCCCUUCCCUCUUCUCUCAUCAGUCAAUCCCGUUUUGGGUUUGGAUCUACACUUUUAUUUGAACUCUACCAAACGGGGCCAUUGUCUCUGCAAACAGUACCUUAUCAGUGAAUGGCAAUGGAUUCUUGCUGUGCCGCCAUGAAAGCUAAUGUCCACGCAGUGCAAGGUAGGAGAGGAGAUUAUGGGUUUUGGGGAGAGAGAAUAAGGGGGAGUCUGAAGAGCAAUGUUUUGGGUACUCAGUUAUGGAAAACCUUUAGGGCUGAAAACAGAGACUCCAAGGUUAAACCUGGGAUGGUUUUCUCUGUUCUUACAUCAGAUAUUUACAAAGAACUUCUGACGUUUGAGGCACCAUCAUUUGAGUAUCCAAAAGUAGAACCGGGGAAUGUAGCCUCGAUCAUAUGGGGUGGAGGCCCCGGGACUCGCCUCUUUCCACUCACCAGCAGAAGAGCUAAGCCAGCUGUUCCAAUUGGAGGUUGUUACAGGCUAAUUGAUGUGCCCAUGAGUAAUUGCAUCAACAGUGGCAUAAGAAAGAUUUUCAUCCUCACUCAGUUCAAUUCUUUUUCCCUCAAUCGUCAUAUUGCUCGCACGUAUAACUUGGGAAAUGGUAUCACCUUUGGGGAUGGUUUCGUGGAGGUUUUGGCUGCCACCCAAACACCGGGAGAAGCUGGAAAAAAAUGGUUCCAAGGAACAGCAGAUGCUGUGCGGCAAUUCACAUGGGUAUUUGAGGAUGCCAAGAACAAGAAUGUGGAGAACAUAUUGAUUUUGUCUGGUGAUCAUUUCUACAGGAUGGAAUAUAUGGACUUUGUGCAGAAGCAUAUUGAUACACACGCUGAUAUCACGGUAUCAUGUGUCCCCAUGGAUGCUAGCCGAGCAUCGGAUUAUGGACUGAUGAAAAUUGACAAAACGGGACGUAUUAUCAACUUUGCUGAGAAACCAAAAGGCCCUGCACUGAAACAAAUGCAAGUUGACACCUCUGUUCUCGGACUCUCUGAGAAAGAUGCUGCAAACUACCCUUACAUUGCAUCAAUGGGUGUUUAUGUGUUUAGAACUGAUGUCUUACUAAAGCUUUUGAGGUGGAGGUACCCUACAAGCAAUGACUUCGGCUCUGAAAUCAUUCCUUCCGCUGUGUCUGAUCAUAAUGUCCAGGCAUAUUUAUUCAAGGACUACUGGGAGGACAUUGGGACAAUAAAGUCUUUCUUUGAUGCCAACUUGGCCCUUACAGAACAGCCUCCAAUGUUUGACUUUAAUGACCCGAAGACACCUUUCUUUACCUCUCCUAGGUUCUUGCCACCGACUAAAAUGGAAAAAUGCAAGAUUGUGGAUGCCAUAAUUUCACACGGUUGCUUCUUGCACGAAUGUAAUGUCCAGCACUCCAUAGUGGGUAUUCGUUCGCGCUUAGAGACGGGUGUUGAGCUUCAGGAUACGAUGAUGAUGGGUGCAGACUACUAUCAAACUGAAUCUGAAAUUGCAUCUCUGUUAGCGGAGGAAAAGGUUCCCAUUGGUGUUGGACGGAAUACCAAGAUCAGGAAUUGCAUAAUUGACAAGAAUGCCAAGAUAGGAAGAGAUGUGAUCAUUGCAAAUACAGAUGGUGUUGAGGAAGCAGAAAGACCAGAUGAAGGAUUCUACAUUAGAUCCGGGAUCACAGUGGUACUGAAGAAUGCAACUAUUAAAGAUGGAACCAUCAUAUGAAAUCUUGUCCAGUGAAAACCUCUGGUUCUGGUUUACAGCUUUAGUCUUUUUUGCAAUAAGAUGUCAUUAAAAGGGUUGCUCCUAUAUGUAAAUUAUGACUUUUUUUUUUCACGUAUGUAAGAAGGGAUUUUGAGAUGUAGUUUAACAGUGUAGUUUCAGAAUAAAUCAAAGAGUACUUUGCUUUUA
This is a messenger RNA of Camellia sinensis, 2116 nucleotides long. Its product is annotated as glucose-1-phosphate adenylyltransferase large subunit 1. The record is from RefSeq and is a predicted model, not a curated record. Gene Ontology annotation, molecular function: glucose-1-phosphate adenylyltransferase activity. Lineage: Eukaryota; Viridiplantae; Streptophyta; Magnoliopsida; Ericales; Theaceae. Gene Ontology annotation, biological process: glycogen biosynthetic process.